AUGGUGGUCUAUGUGAGAGCCACAAUGGAGGUUUCAGAUGCCUUUGCUCCCAACAAAGCCAAAAUGGGCGCCUGCCCUCUAUGCCAGACCCCCACCGUCUUUUCAUUUGAGUCCCGAGGCUACAUUUACAUAGAGACUCAACUUCUGGACCCUGAGGUUCCUCUUAGUGUGACAUUCAGCUUCAGGACAGAAAAAACGGUCGGCACCCUCUUGCAGCGCAGAGUGGACGACCUGCUUCUCAGCAUUGAGCUGAUGGACGGGCAUCUUUCCCUCCGCAGUCUAAGAGGUCAAGGCUCCAUCACGCUGGUUCAGGAGCUGCCAGAGUACUUGUCCAACAACAAAUGGCACACGGUUGAAGCAUCUAUGGGUGGCGUGGUCAGCCUCAUCCGGCUGCUCUGCACUGAAGGAAGCUGCACCAGAGACUCCAGCGCUGACGUCCAGCUGCUUGAGCAAGCCUCUGCUCUCCCCGAGCCCGGAACAGUUCGUCAAAGCCUCUUCAUAGGAGCAGUCGAUGGGAACUGGGGUUCAGGCAGAGCAGCGGAUGAGGCAGACUACCCGCCUUCUUUUCUGGGCUGCUUCAGAGAUGUGUUUGUGGACUCACAUCUGGUGUUGCCUGCUAUAUUACCAGAGGAUUCAGGAGUCCAGGAAAACGUCACUGUGGGAUGCAGCGACAAAGACAAGUGCGACGGCAGCCCGUGUCAGAACCGAGGGCGCUGUGUGAGCCAGGGCUGGAGGAGCUACAUGUGUGAGUGCCACAGGCCAUAUGAGGGAAACAACUGUGCAGAUGAAUAUGUAACAGCACGGUUUGGAAAAGAAGACCUGGAGAGUUAUGCUGUCUUCUCAUUGGACGAUGACCCUGGUGAUACUGUGACUAUAUCCAUGUUCAUUCGCACCAGACAAUCCAGCAGCCUGCUCCUCAUACUGGCCAACAGCACCAGCCAGUACCUCCGCCUGUGGCUGGAAGAGGGAAGGGUCAAAGUUCAGGUCAACAACUUUGAGACUCUCGUUGGUCGGGAAGCGGUCAGUGAUGGCCAUUUCCAUCUGGUGACUGUGAAGCUGGAAGGAAUGACAGCCAUGUUGUUCCAGUCAGCCCAGACCCGGGGCUCUAUGCCCGUUAGGCCCAUCCAGACCCAUCCUGGGGAUCUGGUUUUCGUUGGGGGGCUACCAGACUCGAGGGCCUCUGCCUCGUUCGGUGGCUACUUUAAGGGGUGUGUCCAGGAUCUGAGGAUUAACAGCAAGCGACUGCAGUUCUAUCCCAUUGCAACUCCAGUGGAAGUUUACAGCCUGGAGCAACUCGUCAAUGUCGCACAAGGAUGCAGCAGCGACAACGAAUGUGCUGUCAACCCCUGUCUCAAUGGGGGAGUGUGUUACUCCAUGUGGGAUGAUUUCAUCUGUAACUGCCCCCCCAACACUGCAGGGCAGCGCUGCGAGGAGGUGAAAUGGUGUGAGCUGUCUCCCUGCCCCACCACGGCUGUUUGUCAGCCCAGGUCUCAGGGCUUCGAGUGUUUGUCUAAUGUGACAUUUCGUGAUGAAAGCAGUAUUUUGCAUUACAAAAGCAAUGGGAAGAUUAAGCGCAGCCUCAGCAGCGUCUCCCUCAGCUUCCGCACAAGACAGUUCAAUGCCACCUUAAUGCAUGCACAGAAGGACUCCGACUACCUCACUGUCUCCCUCCUGAAUGCUCAUGUGGUCAUGGAGCUCCAGUCUGGGGCCGGCGAGGAUUUCUGCAAGGUGACAGUUCAAAGCAAGGGUCCAGUCAGUGAUGGAGAGUGGCACACUGUGGAGCUCGGAAUGGAGAACCAGACGCUCCCGACUUCCAGGUGGAUCUUGGCUGUGGAUGGAGGCAAGAAGGUGCUAAGCAUGUCCAAAACAGCUGCGGGAAACCUGGAUUUCCUCAGAGAGGGAGCAGACAUUUUCCUGGGAGGACUCAGCCUGGACACCGGAGUGAAACUUUCUGGCUGUCUGGGCUCGGUGGAGAUUGGAGGCGUUUCUCUCCCUUUCUACUUGAACACGUGGUUGAAUUUCCCCAGACCUCAGGAGGAGCAGUUUGUGAGGAUAAAUGGGAACGCUGACCCACAUUACGGCUGCUGGGGAGCCAGUGUGUGUGCACCCAACCCUUGUAAUAACGAGGGUGUGUGUGAGGACUUGUUUGACCUGCACCACUGCACAUGUCCAUCUGAGUGGACGGGGCCACUGUGUCAAGACCCAACAGAUCCCUGCAUCUCCAGCCCCUGCAUCUACGGCUACUGCAUCAACCUACACGGGGGAUUCAAGUGUGUGUGUGAACCGGGGUACAGUGGUCAACAGUGUGACGUGGAAGUUGAUAUGUGUGAAAACAGUAAUUGCAGCCAAGGCUCCUUGUGCCUCAAAGGUUUCAAUAGCUACACGUGUCUCUGCCCUCACAAUCUGACGGGAGAAUACUGCAAGUGUGAGAAGGAUGUGGAUGAAUGUGCCUCGGACCCGUGUAUGAACGGAGGCUUCUGUAUCAACUACGUGAACAGCUUUGAGUGUGUGUGUGAUAUGAAUUACUCAGGGAUACACUGCCAAAUGGACGUCAGUGACUUCUACCUGUACCUCUUCUUGGGCCUGUGGCAGAACCUCUUCCAGCUGGUGUCCUACCUUGUGAUACGCCUCGAUGAUGAGCCGGAAAUUGAUUGUGGGAAGGAUGUGGAUGAAUGUGCCUCACAACCGAUGAACGGAGGCUUCUGUACCGACUACUUGGACAGUUUGGAAUGGGUGUGUGAUAUGAAUUACUCAGGGAUACACUGCCAAAUGGAUGAGAGCGAUCUCUACCUGUACCUCUUCUUGGGCCUGUGGCAGAACCUCUUCCAGCUGGUGUCCUACCUUGUGAUACACAUUGUCGAUGAGACAGAAAUUGAGUAG
This is a messenger RNA of Anoplopoma fimbria (sablefish), 2880 nucleotides long. Its product is annotated as protein crumbs homolog 1-like. The transcript is spliced from 7 exons. Bases 1 to 2880 code for a protein of 959 amino acids. Lineage: Eukaryota; Metazoa; Chordata; Actinopteri; Perciformes; Anoplopomatidae. The record is from RefSeq and is a predicted model, not a curated record. Gene Ontology annotation, molecular function: calcium ion binding.